This is a messenger RNA of Lachancea fermentati, 3399 nucleotides long. The record is from the annotation of a GenBank genome assembly. Lineage: Eukaryota; Fungi; Ascomycota; Saccharomycetes; Saccharomycetales; Saccharomycetaceae.
AUGGAAACUCAAUUAGAUCGACCAAAUGCCGUUUUUUGUGAAAUCAGGGCUCCCAAGGUAUUUGUGAAUGCCUUUUUGGUGGGAAAUAAUAUUCUUUCUAUUGAAAGGAAUUCAAUUCAAAGUUUGGGAGAUAUAUCUAGAGGACACUUUGUGUGUGUGCCACUAAAGGAACUUUCCAACGAUGUAGUAGGUUCAGAACUCUAUCAAGAUCCUUUUCACAAUCGGCCGUACGUUUUUCUUAUUUAUAGCAAUGGCCAUCUCGAGAUGAGGGAUGAGAAAUUGAAAGUUGUGACCUCAUGCGACCUACAGAUAGACACGGUCAACCAUGAGCCGUUGAUAAUUUUUGAUAAAAGAUUUAGAAGGUUAUAUGUUUCCUUGGACCGGCAUAAGGUUCUUAAAUUGAAUAUUGAAACGGGUGAGGACGCUAUCGUGUUUAAUAAAGGCAAAACUUAUGACUGCAUAUACACAAGCAACCGAAAAAUUGUAUCAGUGAAGUCAUGCUGGAUUGAAAACACUGAAGUUGGGGACGUUUUCAGCAUGGCUAUCUUCCUUCAAGAUCAAUUUGAUGGCAACAGAUAUCUUGAAAUCGUAGACGAAAUAGACAUGAUAAGAAAUAAGUGGAGCACAACUUACUGCUCAGAAAAGCUUAGAAUAGCAGAGCAUGCGCAGUUAUCAUAUAUUCCAGAAUUUGGCGUCAUUUUACUGACUUCAGAUGAAACUCAAUUUUUCCAAACUCAUUCCGAAUUGAUUGAUAGAAAUGCCUUCAAAGUCUUCAGCAGAAAAUCUCUAAUAUGCACUAAUAGGCCAAACAAUACUUUUUUUAUUCCGGAGGUAUACGAGAUAAAUUCUGGUAGCGGUACAAAGGUCUUAGCGUGCUCGAACUUAGGCCAUAUGGUGGAAAUAGAUGUACCCUUGCACAUUGUAGAUUCGACACAUUCAAUUCGUGGAGAAGAUAUGCUAGGAAGGAUGAUAAAAAUUAAAGGUUGGGAAGCUAAGGAUCUCGAAACCGUUGUGAGAAUAGUCCAACUUCAAGAUAAAGUUUUUCUAUUAGUCUCUAAAUCGGAGGGCAUGAUAUUCCUUGAUCUCCAUAGGCAUCAAGUUAUAUCCCACGUAUUGCAGGAGAGCCAUUCAGUAUUGUAUGCAAAUAUGAUUACUGGAGGCGCCACAGAUCUUGGAUGCCUGAUAAUGUGUGGCGGGAAUACUGGUAGCAAAGGAUUCAUCGAAAUCAGACAACUAGGAUUCGAUGGAAAACUUAAAAUUAGGAAACUGCGGACUAUGGAAUCUUUACGAGAUAAUAGCUUAUGGCACACUGAUGAGGGAUUUUGGUGGAAAAAUGAACAUGGCGAUUUAUUUAAAGAACAUGGUUUGAUCGAAAGAAAUUCGAAGGCAAUUUGUGUGACAUUCCGUGGCCGCAUUAUUUUCCCUCAGAAAGACGUUCUACUUACACAGCCAAUUUCUAUUGAUGAAGAAGAUAGUUUGGUAACCAUUGCACAAAAUGGCACUAUACAUUGGAGUGAUUCCAAUCGUAUUGUCAAGAUUCCGGGGUUUCAAGAGUCUUUUAUAACUCCCGCCGUAUGUUCUUCUAAAGUACGAAACGGCCAGAUGCUGACAGUUGUUGCUUGGGGAAAAAAGUCAUUUUGGGUAUACGAUUCAAAAUCCUUGCUGAUAGAUCUUGAAGACAUGGAGCAAGUCUCUUCAUGUUUGAUUAAAACUGCAAAUGGAAUGUCCUAUGUUAUCAUGGCGGAUGCAUUUGGACAUAUUAAGAUUCUGUCAGAUGAAGGUGCUCCAUUAAGUAAAUGUAGAGUUUGCAGUCACAAACUCUCGCUGUGCGAUCUUGGCAGCACAGCGAACAUUCUGGCAUACUGUCAUGAAACAGUUGUGCUGAUAAAGCUAACUCGAGAUGAUUUCAUGGUCGCACCAAUAGAAGUUCCCUUCCACACAAAACUCAUUUCAAGUUUCACAGAGUUUUCUCAAGUUGCCAUGGAUAAUAAUAACUGCCUUUAUGAACUCGAUUUCCGUGCAAUAAUUAAUGAGCAACCCAAGCCAAUAAUAAGGUCAAUUAGUUCCAAAAAGAACAUUAUAGAAAAAUUCAUUUCUUUCGACCUUACAAGGCGAUACAUAGUGGUAAGCGCAUUUUCUUCAAAAUUUGAUACUGUCUUGGAAAAAUACGUUCAUAUGGCCAAGUUACAGACAUAUGAUAUUGUCAGUAAACGAUUGAUUUCUGAUCAUGACAUAACAAAAACAUAUCCUCAGGCCUCUGUCAGUGACUUAAUAACUGUACCCUUCCAGAAAAAACUUUUGUGCGGAGAAUAUAUUGACAACGAAACGCAAUAUGCAAAGCAAUUGGUGUUAUCUAAAUGCUUCGCAGUAUCUUUGCACUAUGAACUGGCUGAAGAUGAAGGAUUACACAACCUGUUAUUAUUCACAAUCGAUGAACUCACGGGACAAAUAGAGUUCCGACUUGGACUAAGAACCGGUUUCUCGAUUAGUUCCUUGACAAACUUUUACAACCGUAUCAUAUUUGUUUCCGGAGAGUGUAUCCAGGCAUAUCAGCUCGACUACAGUGUGAAAGAGAAUGAAUUUAAGCUCGAAAGAAUAUCAGAGGAGCUAAGAGUCGAUGGACUUACAAAAAACUGCUUCUUUAUUCCACAGUGCUCAACAAUAUCAUCAAAUCUUAAAAGACGGAAAAAACAUAGCUUUGGGAAAGAGAGAAUUGGAAUUGUCAACAUUUUCAAGGGAUUUCAAGAAUUCGAUCUUUCCAUAAGCUCUUCAACAAAAACCUCAACGGAAGUCCUCGCCAAGAAGCUGGACCAUUUACAUUUGAGACGAACCCUAGCAUCUGAUUACGAUCCCAUCACGAAAAUGAUUCAUGAAUUGAAGUUCGUGACUUCCUGCAUCUUGAAGGUAUUUGGGACCGAUGAAGAAGGAAAGGAACUGAAUAACGUAGAAACUUCAUUAGCAAGGGAAAACAUGCUCAAAAAAUAUUUAGCCGCCGCAGACGGAGAUAAUAACAUCUUCCUUGCAGAACAAGUUGCCCAAGAUGAUGGUGACUUCAUUGGCGACACACUCAGAUUUAAGCUCAGUGAUCAGAUUGUAGGAAUUCAUGACUUCAGACCCUCAAACUCUUAUAGUGAUAAUAUCAACGUUCACUACAAACGUCAACGGAGCGCUUUUUUCCCAUUGUUCCUAAUAAGCACGGCUAAUGGCGGCUGUUUUCUAAUUAGCACCAUCCUUGACGAAGUUACCUUGCAGAAUUACCACCGUGAUAAAGACAUGAAUUUCCCUCACUACCAGAAGCAUCUUGAAAAGAUCGGUAUAUCGGCCUUAAACGAUAGUGACUUUACAUUUUUUGAUGAGCGUCAAAUGGUUACGAACGAUUCCAUAUAUUCUAUAUAUUAG